Molecule: messenger RNA, 818 nt
Organism: Phalaenopsis equestris
Lineage: Eukaryota; Viridiplantae; Streptophyta; Magnoliopsida; Asparagales; Orchidaceae
Product: iron-sulfur assembly protein IscA-like 2, mitochondrial
Exons: 4
Coding region: 273-716 (147 amino acids)
Biological process (GO): iron-sulfur cluster assembly
Cellular component (GO): mitochondrion
Molecular function (GO): 4 iron, 4 sulfur cluster binding; 2 iron, 2 sulfur cluster binding; iron ion binding
Source: RefSeq, a predicted model, not a curated record
GCCAGCCUAUCUUAAUCCUCCUUCCUCCACUUUCCCAAGUUCUCGUCUGGGUCUUUUCUCUCCCUUGUGAUGCGGUCGCGAUCCGAGCUACCUGGAACCCUAAACAACGUUAUCGCCAAGUACAAAGAUCACUGAAACUCCCCAUCAUUCCUCUCUUUCCGGUUCGCUUCUACCUGAAACCAUUGAAGAAGCUAGGGAUCUUCCUGUUCGCGCUAGGUUUCUUUUCUUCGCGCGUUCUCGGAUUUAUUAGGGCAAGGGGAAGAAGAUUGAAGAUGUCGAGAUCGUUGCUCCGCCGCUUGACGCCUUUGAUCCGUGUUCACGCCGAGCGGAACCAGCGGAUUCUGACAUCUGCCGCGGAGGAAUUGUCUCCCGAUGUUCACGCCGCCGUCUACAUGACCGAUAACUGCGUCAGGAGACUGAAAGAAUUGAAUGCCAAGGAAGAAUCUUUUGAAGGAAAGAUGCUUCGGUUAAGUGUUGAAACUGGCGGAUGUUCUGGUUUUCAGUAUGCUUUUCUGUUGGACGAGAAGAAAAAUGAAGAUGACCGAAUUUUCGCGAAGGAUGGCGUUAUGUUGGUGGUUGACAGCAUAUCUUAUGAUUUUGUGAAGGGUGCCACUGUUGAUUAUGUUGAUGAAUUGAUUCGCUCUGCUUUCCAGGUAACAACAAAUCCAAGUGCAGUUGGUGGAUGUAGCUGUAAAGCCUCUUUUAUGGUUAAAUGACCGCCACAACUUAUUGUCAUUGUGAAUUUAUCAAUUUAUCUGUUUGUAUCAUAUACUCUUUUCCCAAAUAAUUAUAAUUAUAAUCACGCUUCUAUUUUAAAA